Messenger RNA from Phlebotomus argentipes, 6037 nucleotides. RefSeq names its product unconventional myosin-Va (gene didum). Gene Ontology annotation, cellular component: cytoplasm; actin cytoskeleton; vesicle. The transcript has 9 exons. NCBI's taxonomy places the organism in Eukaryota, Metazoa, Arthropoda, Insecta, Diptera, Psychodidae. Bases 317 to 5749 code for a protein of 1810 amino acids. The record is from RefSeq and is a predicted model, not a curated record. Gene Ontology annotation, biological process: vesicle transport along actin filament; actin filament organization. Gene Ontology annotation, molecular function: actin filament binding; ATP binding; microfilament motor activity.
UCGUGUAUAUAAUCCAAGACAAAGUGCAAUAUUUUCAUCCUUCAUCACUGCAAAUUUGGUGAGUUUCGUUUGUUUACAUGGAGAAUCGUUGAUGUAAUUUAAUAUGAAUUCCAGCAACCGCGUCUUUUAUCAUCACUGAGUUGUGAGACGUCAUAGCUGUAAAAGAAAGAGGAAGGCAUUACGCCAGCAGUGCAUCUUUCCUGCCUCCUUUUCCCUGGUUGGCAAUGGUUAUCGAUCAUGAAAUUAGUAGUUUCCAGUAGAAGAGUGUGUAAAUAAGUGAUUGAAGUUGGAAAAGUGAGUGAAUUCGAGCUGGAACAUGUCUGUGCACGAGUUGUACGUGAAGGGCGCACGUGUCUGGGUGCCGAAUGCGGGCAGCGUGUGGGAAGGAGCGACGCUCCUGCAGGACUUCCAGCGUGGCAACGAUCGUGUGCAUCUGAAGGCGGACGCGGACAGUGCAAAGCGCGAGGUGGUCAUAAAGAGCGAGAAGGAUCUGCCGCCGCUCAGGAAUCCGCCCAUCCUCAUUGGCCAGAAUGAUCUCACGGCGCUGUCUUACCUGCACGAGCCGGACGUGCUGUACAACCUGCAGGUGCGCUUCUGCGAGCGCCAGAAGAUCUACACGUACUGCGGCAUCAUCCUCGUGGCCAUCAAUCCGUACCAGGAGAUGGCCCUGUACGGUCAGGACCUCAUCCAGGCGUACCGCGGCCACUCCAUGGGCGAGCUGGAGCCCCACAUCUUUGCCAUCGGCGAGGAGGCCUAUACGAAAUUGGAACGUGAGAACUGCAAUCAGAGCAUAAUAGUCAGCGGCGAAUCUGGCGCGGGAAAGACUGUGUCCGCGAAGUACGCCAUGCGGUACUUCGCCGCCGUGGGCGGAAGCGCCUCCGAGACGCAGGUGGAGCGCAAGGUCCUCGCCAGCAGCCCAAUCAUGGAGGCCAUUGGAAAUGCCAAAACAACGAGGAAUGAUAAUAGCUCGCGAUUCGGGAAGUUCACAAAGCUCCUCUUCACCAACGACAUCAGCGGCAGGUCCUUGAUGGGCGCCACGAUGCAGACGUAUUUGCUGGAGAAGUCGAGAGUGGUUUUCCAGGCUGCCGGCGAAAGGAAUUACCACAUAUUCUACCAAUUGUGCGCCGCGCGGGAGAAUUGGCCAGAACUGAUGCUGGACCAUCAGAACAAGUUUAAUUACCUCAAUCAAGGGCGUUCGCCAGAUAUCGCCAAAGUGUCGGAUUUCAGUCAGUUUUCCGAGACUGUCACUGCUCUACACACUCUCGGUUUCCGGAAGGACGAAGUGACGGACGUGAUGAAGAUUCUGGCGGGAAUUCUGCAUCUGGGCAACGUGAAGUUCCUGCCCAAGUGCUUACCAGACAGCCAAGAGGUGGACAACGAAGCGUGCGUCAUUGCCGAAGAUGAUCUCCACUUGGGAAUUCUCAGUGAACUUCUGCAGCUGAAUUAUAUGCAACUACGAAAGUGGCUGACGACCAGGCAAAUUGAGUCGGUGAACGAAUUCGUGGAGAUUCCAAUGCAUCAAGAGGCGGCGGAAGCGGCGCGAGAUGCACUGGCGAAGCACAUCUAUGCCAAGCUCUUCCUGUACAUUGUGGAAGGAAUCAACAGGAGUCUGGUGAGUGAGGCGAAAGAGCACAGCUUCAUCGGUGUGCUGGACAUUUACGGUUUCGAGACGUUCGAUGUGAACUCCUUCGAGCAAUUCUGCAUCAAUUAUGCCAACGAGAAACUGCAGCAGCAGUUCAAUCAACACGUGUUCAAGUUGGAACAAGAGGAGUAUCUCAAGGAGGGGAUCACGUGGGAGAUGAUUGACUUCUAUGACAAUCAGCCGUGCAUUGAUCUGAUCGAGACGAAGCUCGGCGUGCUGGAUUUGCUGGACGAGGAGUGUAGAAUGCCACGUGGCAGUGACGAAUCGUGGGUGGGGAAGCUGAUUGAGAAGUGCGCCAAGUUCAAGCACUUCGAGAAGACACGCUUCGGAUGCACGGGAUUCGUGGUGAAGCACUUCUCGGAUCGCGUGGAGUACACAGCUCAUGGAUUCCUGGAGAAGAAUCGUGACACGGUGUCCAAGCAGCUGGUGAAUGUGUUCUGGGAGUCGAAGAUGGACAUUUGCAAUCAAGUGAUGAAUCAGGAUGACAGCUCAGGGGAAAAGGAACAGUCGCGAGAGGGAACGAGAGUCGUUGUCAGCACCUAUCAAGUGCCACAAACAAGAAGCAACAGGAAGAAACUUACAUCUACAAAGCAGCACAAGCAGACAGUCGGUUCGCAGUUCCGGGAGAGUUUGGGGCUCCUUAUCAAGACUCUUCAUUCCACGACUCCGCAUUACGUGCGAUGCAUUAAACCUAAUGAGGACAAGAAGGCCUUCAAUUGGGAACCGACGAAGAUCGUGCAGCAGCUUCGUGCAUGCGGUGUUCUCGAGACUGUUCGCAUCUCCGCGGCUGGUUUUCCCUCGCGCUGGACGUACGAGGACUUCUACGCUCGUUAUCGUUUGUUGUGCAAGCGAGCGGCUCUCUUGGACUGGAACAUCAACGCCACGUGCAAGAAUAUCGUGAGGACGUGGAUUGAGGAUCAGGACCAGUACAGAUAUGGGAACACGCAGAUCUUCUUCCGGGCUGGACAGGUGGCUUUCCUCGAGCAGACGCGUUCGGAUGUGCGCAAGAAGUACAUUAUCAGAGUGCAGGCAUUCGUACGACGCUUCAUCUAUCGCAAGCGCUACUUGAAGAUCAAGAGAUCAGUGCUGCUUAUCCAGACGUACGGACGCGGACAUUUGGCACGCGUCAAGGCGCAAAGUAUUCGACGGGAGAGGGCAGCCAUCAUGCUGCAGCGAAACAUCCGCGGAUGGAUGUGCAGGAAGAGAUUUUCGCGCAUACGAUGCGUGGCUCUGGGCUUGCAGAAGUACGCCAGAGGAUUCCUGGCGAGACAGCGCUUCAGAGUCAUGCUGGAUGACUUCAAGGCUACCGAAGUGCAGCGAUAUUGCCGUGGUUUCCUGGCCAGGUCGGCGUUUGAGCGCAAGAAGCGGCAAAUUGUACUGUGUCAGGCGAUGGUGAGGAGAUUCCUGGCCAGGCGGCUAUACAAGAAGAUGAAGGCGGAGGCGAGGACAGUGGCGCACAUUCAGAUGCGCUACAAGGGAUUGGAAAACAAGAUCAUCUCGAUGCAACAGCGAAUGGAUGAGAUUAAUAAGGAAAAUGUGGCGCUGAAGACGAAGGUACAAGAGAUUCCGGAGUUGAAGCAGCGCGUGGAGGUGGUGAAGGGAAUGGAGGGUGAGAUUAAGGCGUUGAGAGCGGCUCUGGCGGAACGUGAGAGUGUGUUGGUGGAAACAAAGAGGCAGCUGGACCAGGAGCGCGACGAGAAGAUGGCAAUUGUGGAGGAGAAAGCCGCCGAGGAGGCGAAGUGGACUGAACAGAAGACGGCUUGGCGGCGGGAGAAUGAGGAGUUGAAACAGCAAGUGGAGGAGAUGGUGGAGAUGGCCAGGCGAGAUGAUUCCUCGAUGAACAGGGCGCGUCUGCUGUCUGAGGUGGAUACGAAUGAGGUGCAUCAGGCUUAUCAGAAGACGGUGAAGGACAAAGACACGCUCGAGGCUGAGAAUUCUAUGCUGAAGGAGGAGAUCAAUCGACUGCAGCGCCUGGUGGAGAAUCCCAACUUCUACCGCUCGCAUUCACGCUCCGUGAGCAAUGCCUCGAGUCAGAAUGAGGAGGACUUUGGCUACAUGUCCGGCAGGAAUACGCUGGAGAUCAAGAAGGACUGCACAUCGACGCCGAAGCGAGAUGUGCGCCACAUUGAGACAGCCACGACGCCGACUGCCGGGAACUCGCCAACGGCGCUCAUUCUGCGGCUCAGGAAGUUGCUGGAGGAGGAGAAGCGCAAGGGAGAAGUGCUGCAGCAGCGCGUUGCGAGGAUUGAGAGCAAGAGCAGCAAGGUGCCAGCCACCACGGAGGAUUCCAUCAAAAUAUCCGAGCUGGAGAUGGAGAAUGACAAACUGCGGCAGGAUUAUCAGCUGCUGCGGAAUAGCAUCGAGCGCGGCGUGGAGGAAAAGGAGCUGGAGGCGCACUAUGAGGCGCUACAGGAGGAGCUGAAGCGUCGACGGGACGAGUGUGUGCAGCUGAAGGUGGUUCUGGCGGAGCAGAGUCAGUCGCUGCGGAGUCUCGGCGGCACGACGAUGAAGAAUGGGUCGGAGCGAGUGCAUGAUGGGAGUGAGCUGCUGGAGGCGUUCCAGGCGCAGAAGCUGGUCAAUCGCCAGCUGGAGUCUGAGCUGACGGCGCUCACGGAGGAGAAUAACGCGAAGUUGGCAGAGUUGAGUCACCAGAAUGACGAUCUGCGCAGCGAGAAGAACAAGCUGCAGGCGAUUGUGGAGGAAGCGCUGGCCGGCGGCGAUGCCACGAAUGCGCAGACCGUGGUGUUCCUGAAGCAUGAGCUGGAGAAGACUGUGGUGGAUUAUGUGGAGCAGAAGGAGAUAGUGAAUGAGCUGAGCAAGAAGGUGGCGGAAUUGAUGAGGAUCAACGGGAUUCUGAGUGCGAGGCUGAGAGAGAAUGAUAUCAGCGAUGCUCUGGAUCUGGCCGAGGAGACGACGGAGAAUCUGGUGUCGGUCCGCCGGAAGGCCCAAGUGUACCAGGGCAUCUUCAAGUAUCGUCCGGAGGACGAGGGGAAGAUCAUUCAGCGGCUCACGACGGAUCUAAAGCCACGAACAGCCAUCACUUUGCUGCCCGGCUUGCCGGCCUACAUCAUCCUCAUGUGCAUCCGGUACACGGAUCUGAUGAACAAGGAUCAGCACGUGCGCACGCUCCUGGCGAACACGGUGCUAACGGUGAAGAAGCUGUAUCGCAAUCCGAAUCCCACAGACACGCGCGUGCUGUGGCUCAUGAACAUGCUGAAGCUGUUCAAUCUGCUGAAGCAGUACGGUGGCAUCGAUGAGUACAUCCGGCUGAACACGGACACGCAGAAUCAGCAGCAGCUGAAGAACUUCGACCUUUCGGAGUACCGUAAGGUGAUCUAUGAGACGAUCAUCGUCAUCUACCAGCACUUGGUGCGGCAAAUCCAGGAGCUGAUGAAGCCUUCCGUUGUGCCGGCGAUUCUGCUACACGACGAAAUGGCGCUGGGCAAGAGCAAUCGCUCGCGCACUGCUUCACUGGAGCUGGCGUCGCCGCCUGGCCAGGGUGGCAAGUCGUUCGUGGAGCAGCUGGUGGAGCAACUGGAGCAGUACUACAAGCAGUUCGACUUCUUCGGUCUGGAGCUGUGCUAUAUCGAGCAGGUGCUGAAGCAGCUGAUGUACUACAUCAACGCCGUGGCGCUCAACAAUCUGAUGCUGCGCCAGGAGCUGUGCACCUGGGCGACGGGCAUGAAGAUGCGCUACAACGUGGGCUGCAUCGAGACGUGGGUGCGCGAGAAGAAGCUACCCAAGGACAUUCUGGCGCCACUGAAGCCACUCAUCCAAGUCACGGCGCUGCUGCAGAGUCGCAAGUUCGAGGAGGACGUGGAGACGAUUUACGAUCUCUGUCCCUGUCUCACGUCCGCGCAGGUGCUGAAGAUCAUCAAGUCCUACACGGCGGACGAUCUGGAGAAUCCCGUGACGCCCGUGUUCAUUGAGAAACUAACCGAGAAGCUGCACAAAAGGGAGAAGAAUUCUGAAGAGAACACGACAUUCACAACGGACGAGAAUUUCAUCUAUCCACUCGUUGUGGGCUACAUUCAUAGCGACAUCAGGCUGGAAGAGAUUGAAUUGCCUCCCAUUCUCAACAUGGACAGUCUACUGACCAAGAUAUAAUGUGUCGCAAAGGUUAAUUUAGAUAUUUCCCAAUUUUGAAACACGGGCACUUUCUUUGCUGACAAAACAGUAUACAAAACUAAAAGAAUAAUGUACUUAGGAACCUAAACAUUCCAAUCAUGCUUUAAAAGAGUGUCUGAAUAAGCCUGAACUUUCCUUAAAUAUAUUCAAUAAUCUAUUGUGUAGUUGGAGUUGAGAUUGAUGUACAAUACAAGAUAUUGCAGUUGGCAAUUAAGUUGGGAAAAGGCGAAAUGAUAGAGAAUAUAUUGUAUUUACCUUUUAGAAGAA